Brachypodium distachyon (stiff brome) is the source of this 1707-nucleotide messenger RNA. RefSeq names its product serpin-Z2A. Lineage: Eukaryota; Viridiplantae; Streptophyta; Magnoliopsida; Poales; Poaceae. Bases 179 to 1450 code for a protein of 423 amino acids. The record is from RefSeq and is a predicted model, not a curated record. Gene Ontology annotation, molecular function: serine-type endopeptidase inhibitor activity. The transcript is spliced from 2 exons.
AAAAACAAUCUUCAUUUAUUGGAUACCUGCAUAAAAAGCGGCGCAUUCCAAAAGAAACAAGACUUGUUUUUCGUGUCGUGCGCCCUACGUACGUGCUUAAUCAUGUUUCGUGUCGAACCCAGUAAUAUAUACUCCACGCACCGGCCAUACUAAUAUCUCGUUUCAUUACGUGACGUCGAUGGAGAAGCGGAUCAAGAGGGCGCGCGUGGGCGAGGCCGCCGCCGUCGUCGACUCCUCCUCCGGCGGCCUGUCGGCGUUCGCGCUCCGGUUGUCCAAGGAGCUCGCCGAGCGCGAGUCCAACGAGAACGUCGCGUUCUCGCCGCUGUCCGUCUACGCAGCGCUGGGCCUGGCCGCGGCCGGCGCCCGCGGCACCACCCUCGACGAGCUCCUCGCCCUGCUCGGCGCCGCCUCGCGCGACGAGCUCGCGGGGCUCAUGCGCGCCAUGGCGGACCACGCCCUUCCCGCCGCCGCCGCCGAUGGCGCCGCCGACCCUGUCGUCACCUUCGCGUGCGGCGUCUGGUGCCAGAAGGACCUGGAGUUGAAACCGGCCUUCCGCCAGGCCGCCGCCCAGUCCUACAAGGCUGAGGCACGCGCCGUCGAUUUCGUCUCCAAGGCGGAGGAUGCGAGGGAGGAGAUAAACGGCUGGGUGGCGGAGGCGACGAGGAAGCUCAUCCCCUCCGUGCUGCCGCCGAGAUCGGUGCACGCCGACACGAGGCUAGUCCUCGCCAGCGCCGUCUACUUCAACGGCAAGUGGAAGAAGCAGGACGCCUUCCGCAAGAGCCGCACCAAGGACCGCCGGUUCCACCGCCUCGACGGCACCGCCGUCCGCGUGCCCUUCAUGUCCGCCGAGCCGCAGGCGGAGCACUUCGUCGCCUGCCAUGACGGCUUCAAGGUGCUCAAGCUCCCCUACAUGUCGGCGGCGGCGGCGGCGAGGUACUCGAUGUGCGUGUUCCUCCCGGACGCGCGCGACGGCCUGCGCGGGCUUGUCGAUUCAAUGGCGGCAGGUGGCGCGGGCUACCUGUUCGGCAGAUUGCCCAGGUGGCGGGAGGAGGUGCGCAAGCUCCGGCUGCCCAGGUUCAAGCUCUCCUUCUCCUGCCGCAUGAAGGAUGCGCUCACAAGCCUGGGGCUCCGGGAGGCGUUUGGCUCGGGGGCCGAUUUCGGUGACAUGGUUGAGGAGAAGAAGGCAAAGGCGGCGAAGGAGGACUCCGGCGGUGCUGGGCUGUGGGUGGAGGAGGUGUUCCACAAGGCGGUGGUGGAGGUGGACGAGGAAGGCACCGUGGCGGCGGCCUCCACGGGCCUCACCAUGACCUUGCAGUGCGGCAGAGAUCCAGGGCCGCCCGUGGAUUUCAUCGCCGACCAUCCCUUCGCGUUCUUCGUCGUGGAGGAGGGGUCCGGCGCCGUGCUGUUCACCGGCCACGUUCUUGACCCUUCCAACAACUCGGGGGAAUAGCAGCCCUAAUUUUGUUUACUCCCCCCGUUCCGAAUUAACUGGCUAGCACGUCAGUUAAUUUAGCAAAGAUGGAGUAUAUAAUUAUAAUUCACACGGGAGUUCCAGGCACAGAUCAUUGUUGCUACCUCACUGGCACUCAUGUGCAAGGAAAUUGAUGCGGUUGUUUCUUCUUCUUGUAGCUUCUAGCUUGUUCUUCUUCUAUUAGCUUUGCCAAAUGAAACUACUGACAUUACAAACUGCAAAUCUGGGUUGAAAUA